AUGGCAAGUGCAGCACGGGAAUGGAACAAAGCUUUAUCCGCCCUUCGUAGAAGCCACCAGUGGGAGUCGGUACUCGAUCUGGUGGCAACCAUGCGAAGGGUUUCAGUGUCACCAGAUGCAGCUUCACUGAACAUCGGCAUCGCCGCCUAUCAGCACACGUCUAGAUGGAGGCCAGCUCUGCAGUUGCUGGCAGAGUUUGGCAAGGGAAGCUCUGGAAUUGGCUCUGGUCUGCGGGCAGGGCUGAUUUCGUUUAACACCUGCAUUUGCUUUGAUGGCUGCCGUACUCCCUUUUGGCCUCAGGCUUUGUCACUGCUUGGUGAAGUCGUGCAGCAAGGUAUGUGGCCCGACGCGUUCAGCUUCACUGGCGUGAUGCGGGCUCUCAGGAGUGCCUCAGGAAGCGGAUGGCUGCGUUCCUGGCUGCUCCUGUCUCAGCGACAUCGCACAAGCGUGGUGAUGCAUAACUGUGCACUGUCUACAUUGUCUGCCGGUGAGGGAGCAGGUUCAUGGAUUACGGCCUUAUGCCUACUGGAAAGCAUGGACACGUCUUCAUGCCUUCCAGACGUGGUCAGCCUGACAAGCGCAAUCAGCUCCUGUGAAGAGAAGUGGAGGUACUCACUAUCACUCCAAAAGCGAAAGCUUGAGCAGAUUCAACCGAAUUUGCACACUUGGAACGCGAUGCUGGGCUCCUGUACCUCGGCGUCGGAAUGGCAAUUUGCACUGUGUCUCUUUGUUGGUUCACUUGGUUUAGGAGUCAAACCUGACACAAUCUCGAUGAACAGCCUUGCCAUCACCUCGAGUGAUUCCGAUGAGACGUGCUUCUGGAAGUUUGCUACGCACUUACUUCAAUCAAUGCAUGGUGCAUUUCUGUUUCCACGGUGGGCAGUACGGCCAGACGAGAUUAGCUACAACAGCGCGAUGACUUCCUUGGAAAAAGCAGGAAGUUGGAUGCGGUCAUUGGGGCUGUCAAGCCACAUGUCCAAGAUGCUGGUCCGGCGCACAGUUGUAUCACUUGGAAGAACCAUUUGUGCCUGGACCAGGGGCACGUGUUGGUCCCAUGCACUGCAAGCCUUUACAGAAAUGACUCGAUCACGGAUCCGUGCAAACCUGAUCGCUUUCAACAACGCCUUGGACGCGUGCGAGAGUGAGUGGUGCUCAACGCUUGAGUUGCUAGAAGGGCUGCGAUUAAGCGGGUUUGGCGGCAACGCAGUAAGCUACAGCUGUGCUGCCAACGCGCUGACAAGGUGUGCUGACUCGGCGCUGUGGCCUUUGUCCUUGAACUUGUGGCAUCAUAUGUCGCGAGAGAGUGUUGACUCCAACGAAGUGGCGCAUAACGGCUUCAUAAAUGCUUGUGGAGGGAGCAGCUGGAACAUGGCGCUGGAGCACGUUUUUUGUAUGGGAUCCUCGCGCAUAAUCCCGAAUCUCAUCAGCAUAAACUCUGCCCUGGCAGCUUGUCAGUCAAUGUCUUGCUGGCUCUCUGUGCUGAGUUUAUUGGACUACAUGCCGCUGGCGAAGUUGAUGCCGGACUUGAUCAGCUUUGCGGAUGCUGCCGAAGCAUGUGCCCGGGCAGGCCAACUGCAUCCUACCUUGAGGCUUCUCAACAUCUGUGACAUGAACAGCUUCAGCGUUGAUGGGAGAAAAAUGGCAGCAGCAUCCUGA
This is a messenger RNA of Symbiodinium natans, 1656 nucleotides long. The record is from the annotation of a GenBank genome assembly. Lineage: Eukaryota; Dinophyceae; Suessiales; Symbiodiniaceae.